AUGAAGAUGGUCAAGAAGGGACAGGCAAAGGGUCCGAAACCAGGUAGCGGGGGAGGGGCCAGCAAGAAAACAUCACCAGCAACGACAACCGGCGAUGACAGCUUCAUUGUUUUCUCGAACUCUGACAAAGAGCCAAAGCCGAGGAAACCUCCUGCCGGACCGUCUGCGACAGGCGCGCCGGCUCAGAAUGGCCCUGCGCUGGCAGGAGAGGCGCCACAAAGACCGGACGUGAAGAAAAUAAUUGGCGGGGCGUCAUGGACGGGGAAAUUGCCUGUUAAUAUGUUAUCUGAGCAUUGCCAGAAGCAGAAAUGGGAGAAGCCUGAAUAUACCAUGUCUAAAACUCCAGAAGGUUAUUCGUCAAUGGUUAUCCUGAAAUGGAAGAACCAGAAAACCCAUGAACUCGUGCAACUUCAGCCCUUCAAACUCCCACCUAGCCACAAACACCUCGCUGCGAAACCUACUGCGCUCGAAGCACGACAUUUUGCUGCGACGUACGGCCUCUUUCGAGUCUGCAGCAUGCGCAAUAUACAUAUGAUGUUGCCUCCGGACUAUCGAGACUUGUGGAAAGGAGAAUUUGAGGUCUUGAAGAAAGAGGAUGUUAAGGAGGGCCGUGGGUGGAUGUACGAAGCAGAUCCAUUUGCCGCUCUGCGAGAGCGAGAAGAUGCCAAAAUUCUGAACGAGAAGAAGCGCGCAGAACGAGAGAAGGCCAAAGAGAAAGCUCUGAACACACCGGGAGGACCUGGCGGCUCGAAUUUGGCUCUGCGGAGCAACGGUGGUGGCGGGACCGGUGUUGGAGCCCACAAUAUCCACAGAGGGUGGGUACGAGUUCCCAAGAUUGAGAUGGGCAAAAGAACACGAACGAAUGUUGAGAAUCUGAUAAGGAGAUACGCCAUUUGGAAUCCGCAUGAUGUCAAAAUGUCGCAGUUCCAGAAACAUUCCAUUGUCAAUGAAUUCAAGAACCUCGAAUUUCGGCAAAGCCAUAUUGAGGAGGCAGUUGAAGAAUGCAAGGAUAGAGAAGAAACGCUCGAAUGGCUGCUAAUUCAUGUCCCUGAGGAUGACUUACCUCGAUGGGCUCUGCCAGAAGGCUAUGUUGCUGGAAUCAGUAUGGCUAGUAGCGAUCUCAAGAGAGAGGGUGCUAUCAAGCGUCUAUCUGAGGCCGGGUAUGCUCUUGAUCUGUGCAAGCAGAUGUUCGAUGCGAACGGAGAUGAAGGAAAGGCAGCGGAAGCCUUGCAGCAAAUUCUUGUUUCUAGUGGACAGGACACUGAAAAGCCUCAAGAUGAGGAUUCUUGGGAUUCGGAAGAGUCUAAAGAAGCAUCCGAGGCUAUAUGGGAAGAAGAAAUGACGAGUCUCCAGUCUGUCUUUGGCGACAAAUAUUCCCGACAGUCCAAGGAUGUGUGCAGAGUUGAGUUCAAGCCUGCCAACAGGGGCCGAAAUACCGAAGUACAACCUGUCAUUCAGAUUAGACGAACGCCAGAGUAUCCGCAGAAGCCUCCUGUUAUAGCUGUUUACGCCGCCUUGCCAGCUUACAUCCGCUUGAGCAUCAUGAAACAAGCUUUGAAUCAUGUGGAGGACAACCUACUGGGCGAACAAAUGUGUUUCUUCCUUAUUGAUUGGGCAGAACAACAUCUUUACGGCAUUGUUGAACGUCCCGGAAGACUAAGAGAAGUUUCUGCUGCUGCUUCUACAGUAAGUGAGGUAAGGCCGGUACAUAGGAAGCGACAGACAAUCACAAGGCAUCCAAGGCCGAUUGACUGGGUUUCAAAUUCGAGGAGCAAAGAUGACUGGAUCAGACGGCAGACAGAUCCUAAAUUACAGUCGAGAAUCCAGCAAAGAAAGACUCUGCCUGCGUGGGAGAUGAGAGAAAUUAUAAUUGAUACCGUCAACUCCCAUCAAGUCACAAUCAUUUCCGGCGAGACUGGUUCUGGAAAGUCUACACAGUCGGCACAGUUCAUUCUGGACGACCUGUAUCAAAACUCGUUGGGUGACUCUGUUAAAAUCAUCUGUACACAACCUCGUCGUAUUUCCGCCCUUGGUCUUGCCGAUCGAGUCAGUGAAGAACGAUGCUCGUCUAUCGGGCAAGAAAUUGGUUAUAUCAUCCGUGGGGAGUCCAAGACAUCACAUAACACGAAAAUCACUUUCGUUACGACCGGCGUGCUUCUCAGAAGACUUCAGACUUCCGGAGGUAGCAGCGAAGACGUUGUGGCCAGUUUGGCCGAUGUCAGUCAUGUGAUUAUUGAUGAAGUUCACGAGCGCAGUCUCGAUACAGAUUUUCUACUAGUCCUCUUGAGAGACGUGCUCAAGAAACGCAAGGAUCUCAAGCUGAUUCUGAUGAGUGCAACGCUAGAUGCCGGAGUCUUUGAGGACUACUUCAAGAGUAAUGGCAGGGUUGGCCGGGUGGAGAUCAGUGGUCGUACAUAUCCUGUCGAGGAUUAUUACCUCGAUGAUGUUAUCCAGAUGACAGGCUUCAAUUCAGGUCGCGGUGGACGGAGAGACGAGGAUGAUGCAGACACUGCUGGAUUGGAUUCUGAUGUUGCGGCCGCGAUACAGAGCAUUGGAAUGAGAAUCAAUUACGAUUUGAUCACGCAGACUGUCAAGGAAAUCGAUGCCGAGUUAUCACAUCUGAAACAGGAUGGUGGUAUCUUGAUAUUCCUGCCUGGUGUCGUCGAAAUCAGCAGAACCAUGGAUGCUCUGCGGUCAGUUCAAAACUUGCAUGUUUUACCACUGCAUGCAUCUCUUCAGUCUUCAGAGCAGCGGCGCGUGUUUCCUCACGCACCAUAUGGCAAGCGAAAGGUUGUCGUCGCCACGAACGUAGCUGAGACCUCUAUCACGAUUGACGACAUCGUAGCUGUCAUCGACUCUGGCCGAGUGAAAGAAACAAGCUACGAUCCCCAGAACAAUAUGCGGAAGCUCGAGGAAGUCUGGGCAUCACGCGCAGCAUGCAAACAGAGACGUGGCCGAGCAGGUCGUGUCCAAGCUGGAAAGUGUUACAAGCUCUACACUCGCAAUGCUGAGAUGUCAAAAAUGAUGGAGCGGCCCAAACCUGAAAUCAGGAGGGUCCCUCUGGAGCAGCUGUGUCUCUCUGUUCGCGCGAUGGGUAUUAAGGAAGUUGCAGCGUUCUUGGCCAGUGCUCUCACACCACCCGAAAGCUUGGCUGUGGAUGGUGCGAUGGACUUGCUUGGAAGAAUGGGAGCUCUUGAUGGAGAUGAUUUGACUGCUCUUGGUCGACAUCUUUCAAUGAUACCAGCUGAUCUCCGGUGUGGUAAGCUCAUGGUUUACGGUGCUAUGUUUGGCUGUCUCGAUUCUUGCGUGACGAUUGCCGCGAUUCUGACAGUGAAAUCUCCCUUCGUCUCUCCACAAGACAAGCGAGAAGAAGCCAAGUCAGCAAGAGCGAAGUUCGCGAAGAACCAGGGCGAUUUGAUCGGAGACUUGAAGGCUUUCGAGCAGUGGGACGAGAUGGUCAGCAAUAGAGGCAUCCGGCAAGGCGAAAUCCGCAAUUGGUGCUCAGACAACUACCUCUCGUACCAAACCCUUAACGACAUCUCCUCAAACCGCACCCAAUAUCUGACAUCCCUCCGCGAACUAUCUUUCAUCCCCUCUUCCCCCGCGGCGCUCUUGGCCCUCAACAAACACAGCUCCAGCACAUCUCUCCUGCGUUCUCUAUGCGCAGGUGCUUUCAACCCACAAUUAGCACGCAUCGAUUUCCCCGACAAGAAAUUCGCACCUUCUGUCUCUGGUGCUGUCGAGCUUGAUCCUGAAGCUAAGACCAUCAAGUACUUCAAUCAGGAAAAUGGUCGUGUGUUCGUGCACCCUAGUUCUACGAUCUUCGAUGCUCAGGGGUUUCCUGGGAAUAGUGUAUAUAUGAGUUAUUUCAACAAGAUGGCAACGAGUAAGGUUUUCAUUCGAGACCUCACACCAUUCAAUGCCUACACCGCACUUCUCUUCUCAGGACCCAUCAACCUCGACACUCUCGGCCGCGGGCUCAUCGUCGACGGCUGGCUGCGUCUCAGGGGCUGGGCUCGCAUCGGCGUUUUGGUUAGUAGACUUAGAGGUAUGCUUGAUGACGUACUAGCGAGGAAGAUUGAUGAGCCUGAAAUGAAUUUGGCGGGGAACGAGGUUGUGGAGGCGGUCAUGCAUUUGGUGGAGUUGGACGGGUUGGAUCAGUAG
Messenger RNA from Cadophora gregata, 4164 nucleotides. RefSeq lists its product as uncharacterized. Bases 1 to 4164 code for a protein of 1387 amino acids. Gene Ontology annotation, molecular function: RNA binding; ATP binding; protein binding. The record is from RefSeq and is a predicted model, not a curated record. The transcript is spliced from 5 exons. Gene Ontology annotation, cellular component: intracellular anatomical structure. Lineage: Eukaryota; Fungi; Ascomycota; Leotiomycetes; Helotiales; Ploettnerulaceae.